Messenger RNA from Salarias fasciatus (jewelled blenny), 1672 nucleotides. Its product is annotated as protein ANTAGONIST OF LIKE HETEROCHROMATIN PROTEIN 1. The transcript has 4 exons. The record is from RefSeq and is a predicted model, not a curated record. Bases 349 to 1443 code for a protein of 364 amino acids. NCBI's taxonomy places the organism in Eukaryota, Metazoa, Chordata, Actinopteri, Blenniiformes, Blenniidae.
UAAAAAGUGUCGCAAGUAUUACAGAGAGCAGUACUGUGUGCGUGAUUCUAACACCAGACACAGUCAGCGGCGGUAACUGUACUUGGACAAAGUUGCCGAAAUGCUCUUGCCAGAGAUAUGUCGUAUGUAACAUAUGUGUCUGUAAUACGGUACAGCGAGCGGCGUCGUGAACUUCUGUAUGAUUGUUAGUGUUAGUCGUCUGAUAUGUAAUUGCACUACAAUGCUGGAUAUUGCUUAAAUGUCAAUGUGUUCUUUUGUCAUAUGUGUAGACACGUGCGGGAUUGCAGUAGCUUGACACUGACGGCCAAUUCUAUGAUGUGAAAAGUCUUGUGUGCAUUCUGUUGACAGAUGGAGGACAGAGCAGGUUUCAGGAGCUUGCUCCAGAUGAAUGCAGAGGAAUUGGAGUUUAUUCUCAAUAAAGUGGCCCCCUUGAUAACCAAGAUGCACACCAAAAUGAGGAGAGCCAUCACUGCAAAGGAGAGACUGGCAUUAACUCUGAGAUUCUUGGCGACAGGAGAAUCAUUUUCAUCUUUGAGUUUCCAGUUUCGGGUGGGAGAAUCCACCAUUUCCAUGAUAGUGAGCCAAACAUGUGAAGCCCUGCACCGUACACUCCAUGAUGAAUAUCUAAAGACACCCAAUACAGAAAAGGAGUGGCUGGACAUCGCACAAGACUUUCUUCAGAAAUGGCAGUUUCCCCAUUGCCUAGGGGCUAUUGAUGGAAAGCACAUCACUAUUCAGCCACUAGCACACACUGGAAGCACGUUUCGGAACUACAAAGGACGCUUCUCCGUGUUGCUGCUGGCUGUAGUUGAUGCCAAGUAUCAGUUCAAGUAUGUCAACUUGGGAGCACAGGGCAGAGCAUCUGACGCGGGAGUAUUCGCAGCAUGUGAUUUAAAACAAGCGCUGGACAGGAACCUCCUCAGUAUUCCUGCAGCAAAAUCGCUCCCAGGCUCUGACAUGGAAGUGCCUUUUGUGUUUCUCGGGGAUGACGCAUAUUCUUUGCGAUCUGACCUCAUGAAGCCAUUCCCAUUUCGCCAGCUGGACUAUGAGCAGAGGAUUUUCAAUUACCGACUUUCUCGUGGCCGCAGAGUGGUGGAAAAUGGGUUCGGUAUUCUCGCAAACAGGUGGAGAGUAUUUCUCUCCACAAUUGCACUCCAUCCUGACAAAGUGCAAAAGCUCAUCCUGGCAUGCGUAUGUCUCCACAACUACCUGCGAGAGGUUAGGUCAGAAACAUACACAAUUCCAGGCUUGGCUGACACAGAGACCACCGACCACAGGCUUGUGGAGGGUUUAUGGAGGAAUGAUGGCCUUGGCGCUAUGCUCCCUCUUCAAAUCGGGAGAUGUGGCAACAACCCCAUGGCUGCAAAAGAAGUGAGAGACAAACUGAAGACGUAUUUUGUCACACCUGCAGGUCGGGUUCCCUGGCAGGAUAACUUCAUUUGAUAAGGCUGUUAGCUGACAAAUCCCAAAUAGCUAAUAUAUGUAUUUCAUUUCAUUUUCUGUAGUGUUUGAAGGGUUGAUGGACUUUGUAGUAACAGAUAAAGACAAACAUAUUCUGUUUCCCCCUUGCCAUUCACAGAAUGUCAUCAUUAGAAGAAAAAGCAAACACAUUUGGAACUGAAAUGACCUUGUUUAUUCCGAGGAACUUUUCAAUAAAGAACAAUGUCAAUCA